UUCCAAGCGGCGAAAUUCUUUCGGAUUUAUACACUUUGUUGGAAGUCUCAAAUUGACCCCAUAAGUUAUGUUUCCUUGCCAUGGAAGCCCGCUCCUCUCCUCCGUCAGAAGCCCAACCGCCCAUCGCCGACCCGGCAGAUCCGACGGCUGAGAUUCAUCCUCUGGAGCUCAUCGACGACGGAAUCAGAGAUGAGAAGAGGAGGAGGAGGAAGAAGAACACGGAGAAGGAAAACAGAAAGAUCAAGGGGAAGAAGAAAUUGAACAACGACGAGGCGUCUUCUUCGUCUUCUUCUUGCUCGUGUUCUUCGUCUCUUCCAAUGCAAUCGUCCUCUACCUCUCUUCCCAACCCCACGCGCAGAGCGUCGCGCGUGGCACCCCGAUCGCGAAACCCUACGGUACGGUUGGGUACGGCUCGGAGAACCGUCGGGGAACAGCAAGUUGACUCCUUGGCCCUCCCUCUCGGCAUGUCGAUUGCGGCUUUUGUUAAUCUGGUUCUUGAGAGGAACAAUGCUGCCGAUCAAAAUGUGCCCGUCAACGAUCUUGCAGUGAUUUGUGCUUCGGCUGUCAGAGAAUCUUUAGCCAAUGUCUAUGGGAACAAGUUUGGUUCCUUUGCUGGGAACUUCGAGAGAUCAUUCAGGAGUACACUGAGGACCCUACGAUUGAUUAACGAGGCAUCACCAUUGACAAGGGAAAGGCAUCAGUUAGACUGUAAUGAUGGAGAUUCUGUCUCGGACUGUUCUAUGAGAAAUGUAUGCUCAGAAAUGGAACUGCCUGUGAGAGAACCUUCAUAUGUUACAUCUAUGUAUGAAGAAAUCCAGGACAGAGCAAUAACAAGCUCUUCAACAGGAGAGCUCACCUUGCAGGAAGACACACGCCAGUUGUCUUGUAUUACUAGAAACCCAUCACUGUCUAGAAACAACCAGAUGACCACAAUAGAAAGAUCACUGGUGGUAGAGCAGGCACGUGCAAACGACCUAAAGAGCCUGGAGAUUGGUCUCACCAUGAGAAAACUGAGGUUGAAAGAGACAGAGCUGGCACUAAAUUAUGAAUCGAACAAUCUCGAAAGGUCAAAGUUAGAGAUUGGCGUGUCAAAAGCGUCAUUCAAAGCCGAAAAAUUCAAGACCGAACUAGGAGACACAAGACAGGCUGAGCUGCUUAAGCGAUGUAUCGACUGUCUCGUUGCAGGGCUUUUCAUCAUGCUGGCUUCUCUGUUGUAUGGUGCUUAUGUCUUCUCCUACCAGAAGAUCAUAGAAGCUACUGCAGUUUGUGUGCCUUCUCCAGAGGAGAGGAGUUCUUGGUGGAUGCCAAAACGGGUCUCGUCUAUGAGCUCGGGCUGGAGCACGCUGAAAUGCCAGGUCAGGGUGGCGACCCAGAUGCUGUUCGGUCUCCUAAUGAUCCUAACCAUCUCCUACUCCAUUAUCAUCCGGUCAUCUUCUUGCAAGCAGACAAUGCCGGUCACUUUCAUUCUUCUCCUCCUGGGUGUUCUAUGUGGUCUAGCCGGCAAGUUCUGCGUGGACACAUUAGGCGGGAACGGAUACCAUUGGCUCGCCUUCUGGGAGACGCUUUGUCUUGUCCAUUUCUUCUCAAACAUCUUCACAUCAGCCUUGUUUGCUGUUCUGUACGGCCCUGUAACUGUGACCAAACAGACAAAUGGCCGCCCCUUGGUUCCCUACUGGGCAAGACGCGCUCUCUUCUACACCACCAUUCUCUUCUUUCUCCCAUUGUUGAGCGGAUUGAUUCCAUUCGCGGGUUUCCAUGAAUGGAAGGAGCAUUUCGCCGAGCUUGCCAUGGAGUAUAGAGCAAAGCCUUUUGUGUAACAUUACAAGAACUGCUCUAUUUGAUAAUUUAUGGUUUGUAGUAUGAAGCUGCAACAGUUGUGGCUUCCAUCCGUAUUUUUUUGUAAUUUUUUUUUCAUCCAACUUGAAUGUAACUUUUUGGAUUCUGGUCCUUGUUUUGGUUGUUCGAUCAAAUUAUAUCGAUUUUAAAAUUCCA
Molecule: messenger RNA, 1992 nt
Organism: Tarenaya hassleriana
Lineage: Eukaryota; Viridiplantae; Streptophyta; Magnoliopsida; Brassicales; Cleomaceae
Product: protein CPR-5
Exons: 5
Coding region: 81-1817 (578 amino acids)
Biological process (GO): trichome morphogenesis; leaf senescence; defense response
Source: RefSeq, a predicted model, not a curated record